AUGGAGUCUCUGCUGGCUCCCACUGGAGGCCUUACUACGGACCCUACUGCUGCGAGCAUCACCGCAAGCCCGAAUCCGGGCCAAGUUGCAGAUCUUCUUGCAGGUCGUGCUACAGACGAUGCAGAUCCUGCUGCAGGCCCGACAUCAGAUCCGGCAGCAGGCCCUACAAAGGAUCCAACUACAGGCCCGACAGCAGAUUCCACUGCAGACCCAAAUACAGGCACUACGCUACGGAUCCUCAAAUGUCGGCGUGUGACUAGACGAUCAAGCACACCAGGGACGUGA
Prorocentrum cordatum is the source of this 285-nucleotide messenger RNA. The record is from the annotation of a GenBank genome assembly. NCBI's taxonomy places the organism in Eukaryota, Dinophyceae, Prorocentrales, Prorocentraceae.